AUGUCAAUGGUCACCGAGACCUUUACUAUCGAAGGAAUAUCACUCACUGCAGAAUUCCCACUUCCUCUACAGACAGCAAUCGCUCGUAUUCCCGUCACGACUUUCAUCACUACGGACAAGAAUCCCUCAGUUGUAUUUCCAUCCGACACCAUUCCUGAUUAUCGCCAGACCUGGUCGCCUGGCGGUAACAACGACGGUUCUCACACACCAGUCGGCGGAGGAGGAGGGGGUGCGCCUGCUCCCGACUCUGUUGCUCCCUCUUACGUCGUCACUGCUGGUCCCACCGCAGUUGUUAUCAAUACCCAGACUUUCACAGUGCCUCCAGGUAGUAGCACUACUGUCACACUUCGAGACGGCGGAGUGUUCACCAUCGGCCCUACCGCCAUCGUCGGUCAAGGGUCUACCAUCGCCCGGCCCCCUGCCGUAACAGCAACUGGCUUGGCUUCAUCCGUCUUGGAUGGCAUACCCGUCACGUCCGUAGGCCUCAGUCUCCAGAUCGGCGGAGGCACAUUCGCUAUACCCAUCUCCGACUCGAAUACCGUCACCGUCAACGGCAAAGCCGUGACUAUCAGCCCCACUGGCAUCACUAUCGGCGGCGACAGCAUGGCAUACACAAGACCAGCCGCAUCGGAUGUUGUCGUUGCUGGCGGGGAGAUGCUCACAGCAGUGGGACGGAGUGUCGUUGUCCUUCAUUCCGUCACAUACACGUACGGAAAUGGCAUCGCCCCCGUUGUUCAGGUCAUCAACGGAGAUACAGUCACUGUUGGGCCGUCAGGUGUCUUUGUCCACGGCACAACACUUGGUGGAGCAUCCGCCGAGCCUACUGAUACUGAAUACGAGAUUGUUGGCGGUGCUACCAUUGCCAAACUCCCUCCUUCCAUGGUCAUUGUUAAUGGAGAAACCUACGCGGUCGGUCCCGGGGCCAGUCAGAAAACUGUCGUCAUCGGCGACCAGACCUUGACCGUGGGACCCAUUGGUCUUGUCAUGGCCGCUACUACGAUCAAAUAUCCAUUCGACCCCUCUGUCACCACGACGAUUGCCGCUCGCUCAACUGGUCAAACCUUGCCCCAAGAAACGGGCAAGGAGCAAGAAGACGCCGCGUACUCUCUACGACCCGACGUACGCGUCGGGCUUACAUGUCUUUGCAUUGCUUUUGGCGUUUUAGCUCUUGGCUAG
Molecule: messenger RNA, 1176 nt
Organism: Cordyceps fumosorosea ARSEF 2679
Lineage: Eukaryota; Fungi; Ascomycota; Sordariomycetes; Hypocreales; Cordycipitaceae
Exons: 1
Coding region: 1-1176 (391 amino acids)
Source: RefSeq, a predicted model, not a curated record